Leptonychotes weddellii (Weddell seal) is the source of this 1917-nucleotide messenger RNA. NCBI's taxonomy places the organism in Eukaryota, Metazoa, Chordata, Mammalia, Carnivora, Phocidae. The record is from RefSeq and is a predicted model, not a curated record.
AUAAAAAUUGGGGAAAUGGUUACCUUUUUGCAGAGGAUUUUUGUGAGAAUUAAACGAGAUGAUACAUAUGUAAAUACACGGUUGAUUGUAAAAUGUAAUUUUUCAAUAUUUAAAAUCUUUUUAUAUAUCCUAGAGGACAAUAAUACCCGAGUUUUGUUUGAACGAGUCUUAACCUCUGGAAGCCUUCCUCCUGAGAAGUCUGGAGAAAUCUGGGCCCGAUUUCUAGCUUUCGAAAGUAACAUUGGUGAUCUAGCUAGCAUACUCAAAGUGGAGAAAAGACGGUUUACAGCAUUCAAAGAAGAGUAUGAAGGCAAAGAAACAGCUUUACUGGUGGACAGAUAUAAGUUCAUGGACUUAUAUCCUUGCUCGGCGAGUGAACUAAAAGCGCUUGGUUAUAAGGAUGUCUCCCGUGCUAAGCUAGCAGCUAUAAUUCCAGACCCAGUUGUAGCUCCUUCCAUAGUGCCUGUUCUGAAAGAUGAAGUGGAUAGAAAACCAGAGUACCCCAAACCAGACACUCAGCAGAUGAUUCCAUUUCAGCCACGACAUUUAGCACCACCCGGCUUACACCCUGUUCCCGGGGGCGUGUUCCCAGUGCCGCCUGCAGCCGUCGUUCUAAUGAAACUUCUCCCUCCUCCCAUCUGCUUCCAGGGUCCUUUUGUACAAGUGGAUGAACUGAUGGAAAUUUUCCGAAGAUGCAAGAUACCAAAUACUGUUGAGGAAGCUGUUCGGAUCAUCACGGGCGGCGCCCCGGAGCUGGCCGUCGAGGGGAACGGCCCGGUGGAGAGCAACGCCGUACUCACCAAGGCGGUCAAGAGGCCCAACGAGGAUUCCGAUGACGAUGAAGAAAAGGGAGCUGUCGUCCCCCCUGUUCAUGACAUCUACAGAGCGCGGCAGCAGAAGCGAAUUCGGUGAAGCGGGCCCCAGCCGGGCUCUGGAAGAAAACUCCAGGAUUCCGUUCUUGCCUCUUAAGUCGUAUGUUUAAAAGAGACAAUGCUUUGUUACAAGGUUCUUGGAAACAAAGUCGUAUGUCAUUGGUGCCUCUAUCAUAUGGUUCUUGGGAAGAAAAACCACCAACCAACCUGUGUGAAUUUUAGAACAUGGAACAGACCUGUGCUCUAAGCAAAACUAGGUUUUCAAAAAUGUGAGAACAGCACAAAAUGGCAGAACCACAUUUUGUUCCCUCUUCAAGGGGGUCUUGUAUGUGCCGCUUGAAGAUUUGUGAGUUUUCAACAGUUUUAUUUUAAAAACUGGAUGGCUUAUGAUUGUAAAGCAUUUUACCACAUUUUCUGAAAACAGUUCUCAGUUUGCUUAUGUAGAGUCUGCCUUAUUGUUUGUUUUUAUUUAUGGCAGAAUGUAUGGGAUCAGUUUUGUAGUUUAAAAUUUUAAAACAAUCCUUUAAAAAAAAUAAAAGGAUCUCAAAAAUGUCAUGCCUCCUGCUGCUUCCAUUCAGAAUUUAUUUAAAAUAGCUACUUACUUUAUUCAGCCAAUACCAUUUAAAAAUAAAUGCCAAUCCAAAGAAAAGUCAUCUUGUAUUUAUGUAUACUUACCUACCUGUCCUCUCCUGGUCUCAGUAUUAACUGAAAACAGAGGGAUCUAAUUUUAAGAGGCAAAUUAAACAUUUUAGAAAUCCUCAAAUAUGAAUGUACUUUCCCCCAAUUAAUCUGAGGCAGAUAUAUUACCUUUCGUGUCUCUUAAAAAGCAAAGUGUGGGAAUUCCUUUAACCACCCACUGUCUUGCUCUCACAAAUAUAUUUCAGAAGGUACUCAGUGCUCAAGAGCUACACACAGUUAGCAUUAAAUUAUAAGUCCCAAGAAUUCGGUUUCGCUCUUUGUUAGCAACAUUAUGUCCUCUUGACUCAUUUCUAGAAAAACUACUAGACAGAAAACUAGUUGAGCCUAAGGGUUGUGAUUCAGAAUA